GCUCAAAGCCGCCGAGAAGCUUGCCGGCGAACUGCACGACGAGUUGACGUUCCUCAAGGAGCAAGAGUCGACGCUGUCCAAGGAAAACAAGGUGCUCUCCACACAACUCACCGAGUUGCGCCUCCAGGCCGAGAAACCCGGCUACGACGCGAAGGAGAGUCAGAUCACCAUCGACAUUCUCAAGGAGCAGGGCGCGGACCAGCGCAGCGAGCUUGAGGAGUUGCGCAAGACGCUCGAGCAGCUUAGGGCAAAUAAGCCCGAUGCCGCGCAGGAGGACAAGGAGAGGAGGAAGCAGGAGAAGAUGGCGCUUAAGGUGGCCCAGUUUGAUGCGCAGGGUGCUUUGAAGGACGAGCAACUUCGUGCCCUUCUGGCGAAGCUCGACGCGGACGAUGCGCCGUCAUCCCUUACGAGCGAGGACAUUGCCUCAAUCCGUCGGCAGCUCGCAGAUGGCCAGGCUUUGGUCAGGGAUACCGUCGACCGCCUCCGUCAGAAGCAGGAGGAGGGCGAGCUGGCAGCGCGGAGGCGCGACGAGCUUGAGACGCGGGUAUCGGCGCUCGAGGCGAAAUACGAGGAGCUACUGGAGAAGACGAUCCGUGACGAGGAGACAAGCAAUGUGGACGUCACAGGCUCUCUCGGAAU
Peniophora sp. CBMAI 1063 is the source of this 639-nucleotide messenger RNA. Lineage: Eukaryota; Fungi; Basidiomycota; Agaricomycetes; Russulales; Peniophoraceae. The record is from the annotation of a GenBank genome assembly.